AUGGACAAAGGUGAUUUCGCCUCCGGUUCCAGCUCUGGUUCAGGGAAGAAGAAGAAACUAGAUUCAGAGGACCCUGUAAAAGAUCCUAUGGACGAUUCUGAUGACGAUGUUGAGGAUGAUUUUGAGGACGAUUUUGAGGACGAUGCUGAGGAAGAUUUCGAGGACGACGAUGUUGAAGAAUAUUCUGAGGAAGAUGAGGAGAUGAUGGAGAAUACUGUUACUGAGAAAGAUGCUCACAACGCUAUGGCCAAGUGGUUCGUUUGUGCCGGGAUCAAUCCUAACACCAUUGAGAUCCCGUCCUUUGGAAAGUUUAUGAAUCUUCUGAAUCCGAAUCUGGCUCUAAGUGUUCCUUCAUUGGUAGAUGGAGUUCUUGAGAUACACGAAGAACGUAAAGACAAGGCCAAGAAAUUUCUCAAGGACUUUGAAGGGAGACUAACACUCUCUUAUGACUGGUUGCUUCUUGGCAGCGACUGGACCAGAGACCACAUCAAAGGCCCGAUCUUGCACGAGGAUUUCGUCUGUAUGUCUGCUCAUCUCAUUGACGAUAACUGGAAAGUCAGGAAACUGAUCUUGGCGUACACUACUGAUGUGAAUACAGCUCCGGAAGAUAUCAACUUUUACCAUUUUAGAACCGCUCUUCAAGAUUUCGAGAUUGAGAGCAAGGUCUCUACUAUACUACUGCCUAUCAAUGAGGAUUUUGACGAGAAGACGAUUGAUGCUAUCAAGAAGUGUGUAGAAGAGAAAGGGAACAGUUCGGUUAACGCUCCGGUUUUCCAACUAUAUUGCUGUGCUGAUCUUUUUCGGAUAAUGGUUGAUAACAUGGAUAGUGAGUUUAGGUGGGGGUUGUAUGAGGAUCUUCGUAUGCUCGUUGGAUGGGGAAGAUGUUCAUCUACCAACUGGAACGUCAAGCUGCAUCAUUACCAACAAGCUGUUGAUAUGAUGAACGAGGAUGCGUUCUCAAAGGACGAGAUUUACGACGAUUAUGACAAGCCGUCUGAUGAAGAGUGGAUACAGCUUGAGACUUUCUGCAAACUCGUUGGAUGCAUUUAUAAAGUGGCGAAGGAGCUUUUCGAAGAAGGGUAUGCGACGAGUAAUGUCUACUUCCACCUUCUUGCUGAGCUUGAGGGAAUGUUUAACAGAGAGCUCGAUGGUGCUGAUAAUGAUCACUUGCGCGGCAAAGCUAAGAGGAUGCUGAAGAUGUUUGAUAAGUAUUGGAAGGAUAUGUUUCUGGUUUUGGCGACCGCUUGUGUGUUGGACCCUCGUUUCAAGAUGAAGUACAUUGAGUUUUACUGCUCAAAGAAGGUGGGGAAUGGGAAAGGUUUUAAAGCUGAGACUGUUUUGGACUAUUUGCGUAAUCUGUACGCUCGCUAUGCAGCUAGCGAGAUCUGUCAGAAACCAAUAUGUCCGGUCAACACAAUUGACUCCGAUCAAGAAGUAGAAGAUGAUGAUGAUGAAGGAGAAGAUGAAGAUUAUGGUGAUGAAGAGAGAGAAGCACGAAAGGAGAAGGAGAAGAAGAAGAAGCCCGAUGCAUACGAGGGUUUUGUUAUGUUUCAGGAAUUUCUCAAGUUUGAAGGAUCGUCAAGGGAGUUUCAAGAUUCAGAGAUUGAUUCGUAUCUCAAGGAACCGGUUUUGGAGUGGAACAAAGACUUCAAAAUUUUGGAAUGGUGGAAAGAAGAGAGCCAGAAGUAUCCAAUCCUCUCCAGAGUAGCACGUGACAUUCUCUCCAUACCGAUCUCACGUCCCACUUCGUACGAUGCUUAUGUUUCGGACAGAAGAGAGCCUCCUGAGUUUGUUCUUUCCAUGGAACCAAACGUUGCUAAUGCCAUGAUGUGCGGCCGAAGCUGGAAAGGACUUAAAUGA
This is a messenger RNA of Microthlaspi erraticum, 1860 nucleotides long. NCBI's taxonomy places the organism in Eukaryota, Viridiplantae, Streptophyta, Magnoliopsida, Brassicales, Brassicaceae. The record is from the annotation of a GenBank genome assembly.